AAAUAUGGAGCAGGCUGAGAACAAACAUGAUUGAGUUUUGGCUUGAGAUCGGCCGGAGUUUCUUCGUCGUCAAGCAUUCUCUUUUUCUCUUUUUUCCCUCAGUCCGUACAUUGUACUCCAGUGAUGCUCCAUCCUCGCUACUUGAAAACCCGACUGUCCUGCGUGCUUUUACUCGCUUUGAACACCACAGCUCCGUCUUUUCCGAUUUAUAUAAACUCACAGUCAUUGGCAGAGAUGUUUGCUUGUCGGGAGCCGACGAUGACCCUGUGGAUUUUUCUUUACUUUUUUGGCUCACCCGUUUGGAGAAUCCUUUGCGGAAGUUCUUUUUCUCUCUCAAACACCAUUUCUCCCGAGCAGCAAAUAAGAAUGGAAAGAAAAACAAGUUCUCGUUUAAUGGUCCCCCAAUCACAUUCGUUCCGAUUAACGGACUGGAAUAGGCAUACAUACAUAGAAUAUGUACAUGCUUGUACUCCGACAGGGAGCUGGACACUCGGACCAGUUCAAGUUGGCCGCUGCAUUUCUGAACACACUGGAUGCAGUACUAACUGUACAAAUAUCCUGAAGUGCUUUGGCGAUUCCAAAUCAGACAACCUAUCACACGACUAACGAG
Aspergillus glaucus CBS 516.65 is the source of this 610-nucleotide messenger RNA. RefSeq lists its product as uncharacterized. The record is from RefSeq and is a predicted model, not a curated record. Bases 27 to 437 code for a protein of 136 amino acids. Lineage: Eukaryota; Fungi; Ascomycota; Eurotiomycetes; Eurotiales; Aspergillaceae. The transcript has 2 exons.